UCCUGGCAAUCCAUUUUACGGCCACUUCUAGCUUCAUUGGAGAAACACGCUCUGCCUGUUCCAAGAUGAUGAGAAAGGGAAGACCAAAGACACAUGGGUCAUCUACUGAACUCAGUGAGGUGACAGAGGUCUUGAAACUGAAGCGAGAGAUCGGACUGACCAGCGCUGUGUCAUUAAUUGCUGGGACGAUGAUUGGCUCAGGAAUUUUUAUGUCCCCCGAGUGGGUACUGCGUAACAUUGGUAGCCCCGGGGGUAGUCUCAUUAUCUGGACAGCCUGUGGCUUGCUGGCUACUUUUGGGGCAUUGUCAUAUGCUGAAUUGGGAACAUUAAUUAAAGAGUCUGGGGGUGAAUACAUCUACAUUCUGAGGAACUUUGGCUCUUUCCCUGCUUUUCUUUUCGUAUUCACUUCUGUCAUUGUGGUGAGACCUGCCAGUGUGGCAGCCGUCUCUUUGAGCUUUGCUGAAUAUGCUGUAGCCCCCUUUUAUCCAGGCUGCUCUUCACCUCAGCUGGCAGUCAAAUGCACAGCCAUGGUCUGCAUCCUACUUUUAACUUUGGUCAACUGUCUCAGCGUGAAGCUAGCCACUUCCGUUAUGAACGUAUUCACCGUGGCCAAACUGUUGGCCUUGCUGAUCAUCAUACUGGGAGGAAUUGCAUUGCUGGUUCAGGGCCACACACAGAGUUUUCAAAAUGCCUUCCAGAACACAAAAACAGGGGCUGGGAUCAUUGGUAUUGCAUUUUAUCAAGGGCUUUGGUCUUUCGAUGGAUGGAACAACCUGAAUUAUGUGACUGAGGAAAUUAAGAAGCCUGAAGUGAACUUGCCAAGGGCAAUGAUGAUUGCUAUUCCCCUGGUUACCUUCUUCUACUUGUUAGUAAAUGUGAGCUAUUUUGCAGCCAUGACUCCUGCUGAGCUUCUGUCUUCAGGUGGUGUGGCCAUUACUUGGGGAAAUAAGGUCCUAGGCAGCUGGGCAUGGCUGAUGUCAUUGUCAGUGGCACUUUCUACAUUUGGAUCAGCAAAUGGAACAUUCUUCAGUGGAGGCCGUGUGUGCUAUAUUGCAGCAAGGGAAGGUCAUAUGCCAGGCAUUCUAUCUAUGGCUCAUGUAAAGUGCCUCACACCUUCACCUGCUCUCAUAUUUACUUCACUGGUGUCUUUCAUUAUGGUUAUACCUGGAAAUUUCAGUCAAAUAGUUAACCUUUUCAGUUUUACAGCUUGGCUUUUCUAUGGGACAACUGUUACUGGUCUCCUCUAUUUAAAGAUUAAGAAACCAGAAUUGCCCAGAUCUUAUAAGGUACCAAUCAUCAUACCUGUAGUUUUUCUGUUGACUUCUACAUACCUGGUGCUUGCACCAAUCAUUGACCAGCCCCAGAUUGAAUUCCUUUACAUCAUCCUAUUCAUUCUCAGUGGUGUCAUCUUCUAUUUCCCCUUGGUUCGAUACAAGUACCACCCUGCCUGCUUGCAAAAGUUGACUUUGCAUCUGCAACUGCUUCUGGAUGUUGCUCCAACUGAAAAGGACAAGGACUGA
Sceloporus undulatus (fence lizard) is the source of this 1520-nucleotide messenger RNA. RefSeq names its product b(0,+)-type amino acid transporter 1-like. Gene Ontology annotation, molecular function: L-amino acid transmembrane transporter activity. The record is from RefSeq and is a predicted model, not a curated record. NCBI's taxonomy places the organism in Eukaryota, Metazoa, Chordata, Lepidosauria, Squamata, Phrynosomatidae. Gene Ontology annotation, biological process: amino acid transmembrane transport. Gene Ontology annotation, cellular component: membrane. The transcript is spliced from 6 exons. Bases 66 to 1520 code for a protein of 484 amino acids.